This is a messenger RNA of Sitophilus oryzae (rice weevil), 4182 nucleotides long. RefSeq names its product zinc finger CCCH domain-containing protein 10-like. The record is from RefSeq and is a predicted model, not a curated record. Gene Ontology annotation, molecular function: metal ion binding. Lineage: Eukaryota; Metazoa; Arthropoda; Insecta; Coleoptera; Curculionidae. The transcript has 7 exons. The coding region runs from base 396 to 2000 and encodes 534 amino acids.
UCUUGAAUCAAUAAUGAUCCAUGGACAAGAAAAAUACUUCUAAAAGACGUACCCCAAACUCUAAAAAGGCAGUGAAAAAGGUUGAUUCGAAGCAAAACUUAAGUCUGUCAGAAUUAAAGGGUCUUUAUAAGUCUUUGAAUAGGAAUAGCGUUAAGUUAGAUAGAGAAAUAGCUCAGUUAAAGUCAGAAGGUGUCACUGAUAAUUUAAAACCUGAAAUGCAAGCAUUGCAUGACUACAAUGAUAUUAAAGAUGUCACACAAGUAGUUUUAGGAUAUUUAGCUGAUAUAGAAAAUUGUACUAUUACUGAUCUCUAUACGAAGUACUCACUUCCUGCUCAAAGUAAUUGAAGUAUAUUGAUGUCUGUUAGUUAACUCACCUUUUCGCUGAAAAAUAAAAUGUCAGAUACGUCAUCGGAAGAUGCGCUACAGUCGGACAGACAGAGCGACAAAGAAGACAGCGUAUGUCGCGAUUUUGUCAGGGGCAUUUGCGAUAGACAGUUUUGCAAGUACAAGCACGAGAACGAAAUACGGCCUCUGAAUUUCUGCUACGAUUUCCAAAAUAACAUUUGUCCCAGACCCCAUUGCAAAUUUAUCCAUUGUUCUCCCGACGAAGUUGAGGAAUACAAAAGAAGCGGCGAAAUGUCCAACCAAAUCCUGGCAGAAGCCACUCGAAAGAGCCAACUUCCCGGCACACCCCCUGUUUGCAACCAGUUCAAAAAAGGAAUCUGCAGACGAGCCCACUGCAAGUUCAGGCACAUCACUAAAGAGCAAGAGGAGAAGGAAAUUAUGGACCUGAUUCACAACAAUGUCCAGAGGAAGAAAGGGAACACUAUUCAGGAAUCUCAGUUUUACAGCAGCGGCGGGUUUCUCAGUAGAAGAAACGGAAUUGAUUUUAGUGAGUACAGCGAGAGCGGCCUGCCUUUAGCUAAGAGAAGGUUCAUUGCUGCCGAGGAAAUGUUGAACAGGGAAUUACAGCUGGAAGCUGACAGGAUCAGACCGGUUUUCAAGGGGUACUUUGCCGGAACUCCGCCUCCCGGUGUGCUGGAUAGGGUCGAUGCAAGGAACUUGAUAUUAGAAGAGGAAAACAAUCUCCUGCAUAAAGAAAUAGCCCAACUAAAGAAACAAGUUCAAGAUCUGACAGCUACUAACGAAUUUCUGCUGGAUCAGAAUGCCAAUCUGCGGGUAACAAACAAGCAAAACUCAGUUAACAUGCCCGCCGUGACAUUGACAAACACCAACACGCAACCGCAAAUGAUCAGGACGGUCACGGCCAGCGUUGCCACAGUGCCUGUCAGUUUGGCAACCGUGACGACCGGAAAUCCAGUGUCUGGGAACCCCGUAUCUAUAGCAGGUUGUCCUACUGUUAGUAUAGCUUCUCCCGCCCAGAUUCUAGCACCCAGUCAACAAAUACUAGUAACAACGAAUCCUGGACAGCAACUAGCCUUGGCUACUUCAACCCAACAGGCUCAGCACAUGGCCAAUCAGCAGUUAGCUUUGGCCAACGCAUCUCAGCAAUUAAAUUCUCAACCCCAACAAAUAACCCUGACCAGCAACCCUCAGACACACCAACAGUUAACCAGUCAGGCGCAGCAGCUAGCUUUGGCAAAUACCACGCAACAGUUAACUUCGCAGGCGCAACAGUUGGCCUUGGCGAACACCACGCAACAGCUAACCAGUCAGGCUCAGCAGUUGGCUUUGGCUAGCGCUCCACAACAGUUAACUUCCCAAGCGCAACAGUUGGCUUUGGCUAAUACUACGCAACAGUUAACUGUGACUAACGUGCCGCCUCAGCAGUUAACUUUGGCUAAUACGAAUCAACAGCUGUUGGCUGCGCAACAAAAUCUGGCUGCGUCUACUCAACAGAUCGAGCAAAUGCAUAGAAAUAAUCAAAUAAAUGCUGCGAUAAAUACUUCUCAGGCUAUCGCCAUGUCCAAUGCAUCUCAGCCGAUGGUCUCAUACCCUAUUAUGACACAAAGUUUGAACCAUCCCUUGGCUCAUUAGCAGAAGGUGUUGUAUUUGCUGGAUAGUUAAAGAAUGAAAAUAAGAUUUAGCUAUUAUGCAGUGAGCAAGUGACAGUUUGUGAUCUUCAAAGAUUUUAAGGUAUUUCUUUAGUGCUAUUGGUGUUGUGAGGUAUUUCUAUCAAAAGUUUUCUAUAUGGUAUUUAAGAACUUAUUUUUUUUUUGGGCUUUUUCAAAGUAUAUAAAACAUUGUGCUUCUGGAUUUUUGUUAGUUUAAUUAACAAAAAUAAAAAUAAAUCGGAAUAGCCAAUAGAUAUUUGCAACACAAUUGUUUAUUAAUAUAUAGGGGUAAAAUUAUCAACUUUUUCUAAGAAAGAGCUAUUAAUUAGAUUUUUUCCCAAAAUAUCUUGUUACAAACAGUUAAAGUUUGUAAUGUAAUAAAGCAAUACAAUUCCCAACGCCUUGCUUUGUUUACUGUCUACUAUACAGGAUGUAUUGAAUUGGCUUAGAAAAAUGUACAUUUUUAUAUUUUUUAAAUUAAUAUAUAUUAUUUUUUUAACAUAACAUAAACGAUUGAAGAAAAAACAAAUGACAGUAGAAAAAAUUGACAUAAACAUUAACAAUAAAUACAGAAAAAAAUGUUUCUAGGAAAAACUUACUGGUUUUUGCUGUUUCUAUAUCAUUUUUUUUAAUAAAUGACAUAUAUGGUGUUUGUGUCACCAAAAAAUAUAUUGAUUGUCAUUUAAAAAACAACUGCGACGUUGUUUUUUUUCGGUUAUAUGUUAUAUUUAUGAAUCAUCCUGUAUAUAGCAGUUUAACAAAAUAAAACAAAGUAUGUAUUAGAGAACAAAUAUAAUUUUGUGUAAUAAAUCGGAAAUUUUUAUAUUUUAGUUCAUCAUAUAAAUUUUUUUAAUAAAUUUUUAUUUUUAUCGUUUUACAGAAAAAAAUGUUUAGUUUGUAUAAUGUCUAAGUUAGGCGUGUUUUAUUUUAUUUAAAUGAAUCUAUAACUUAAUAAAGAUCAUCAAGAAGGUUUAUUAUUGAUCUUGUAAAAUUUUUAUAGAAUAUAUUUAGAUUCGUAAAUGCGGUAGGUCAUUUGUACCGAUUGUUCCGGUGUACCAAAUAUUUCGGCUGAUAGCUAAAAGCCCAAUAUUCUGAACUGUUAGAGCUUCGUAAUACCAAAUUAAAUGUAUUUUAAACAAUUUUUACAAAAUAAAGUAUAGAAGAGGCGUUACUAUAUUUUUUAAAACUAAAUUUAAUCUUAAUAUUUCUCAACUAGGUCUAGCUUUUUUUCAGAAAGAAAAUAUAUAAAAACUGAUUCGGGUUUCUUCACAAUUUUCUUUUAAAUGAUUGUGUAAGUACCGUAUGAUCUAAAAAACGGCGUCCAGUUGGCUUGGAAAUGACGAUGGAUGACAGUCUCCAUAUAUUAGAAAAUGACAGCGAUCUUCAUUUCAUUGUCAUCGCUGACGCCGUUUUUUUUUCAUCUUAUUGAAUUGUGUACAGGGCUUUCAGAGAUAUUUUGUAUAAUAAAUGCAAGCUUAAGGUCUCUCAAAAAAAUAUACAGGGUGUUUGAUUAGAAGAGUGAAAGUAUAAAUUUUUCUUUGAAAAAACGAAAUAUAGGUAUCUUUGAAAACAUUGUACAAUUAUUAUUUAUUUAAAUUUGUAAAUUUCUGAGUAAGUUAUAAUUUCUAUUAACUAGGGCUAGUUGAGUAGACUAGUUUAGUAUGAUUCAGGGUGUCCAUUAUUGAAAUAUGACACUAGCUUCUAUGAAAAUAGUAUUAUUAUAUUUCUGAUUAAUUUAAACAAUAUAUAUUUUACUACAACAUCAAAUUGCUUUGUGGUGCCUUAUUGUGGAGAUUGAAUCAAUGAAUUUAUAACCUAAUUUUCUUUAUUAUACGUUCUAAUAAAAAUAGGGCAGCUUUAUAAAGUCAUUUGACAAUCCUCAUUCAUUAUAUGAUACACGGGAAAGAAUACCGUUAAGGAAAAUUAUUUCCAUUCCCCAGAGAAUAAAAUUAUGAAAUAUUUAUAUUGAAAAUUAAAUUUCUUUAUCAUUCCGUUUUUCUGAAUGACGAAUAUUGCUUAGUCUUAGUAAAGUAUUCUGUACUUCAGGACCUAAGUUUAGCAUAGGAAAGUUUAUUUAUUUUGUAUACUAUAUCGAGUCUAAGAUUUAGCUAGAAUAUGGUAUUGUGAGUUGUAAAUAUUGCCAUUAAAAUUAUUUAUGUGGUCAA